Molecule: messenger RNA, 2190 nt
Organism: Mycena indigotica
Lineage: Eukaryota; Fungi; Basidiomycota; Agaricomycetes; Agaricales; Mycenaceae
Product: HTH myb-type domain-containing protein
Exons: 4
Coding region: 16-2190 (724 amino acids)
Biological process (GO): RNA polymerase III preinitiation complex assembly
Cellular component (GO): transcription factor TFIIIB complex
Molecular function (GO): TFIIIC-class transcription factor complex binding
Source: RefSeq, a predicted model, not a curated record
UUGCUUCUGACAUCCAUGACCUCUCGCGUCCAAAAGGGCGGGCCGGUUUUCAAACCCGUUAUCAAGGCCAGGGCUCGCGCAACAAGCAGUGUCCCAAGAGCAACCCCUGCUCCGCCAAUUGAACGCGAAUCAGUUGUACCAGUUGACGACGGCGCCGAACCGAAUGUCCCGGGUCCUUCUACUUCUUCAUUGCCUCUACCACCAACGUUACUCAAUCCUACGCCUGAAUCUCCUCCUGCGCUUAUAGUACCGCCUGCCACACCUCCGUCGAUAAUCAGAGCACCGACUAUUCUCUCACCAUCUCCUCCUCGACCAAAACCUCCUUCUGUUGCUACCGCAUCGUCCCAAAUACCCCCUUCGUCGAAUACUCUUGUUGGCUCUAGUACACAGGCAUCGCUCCCCAGUUCACUUCCCCCCGAAGGGGAGUCUAGUCAGGACCCGACACAAGUUGACCCGCCUCCCUCUAACGACGUUGAAGAGGCUGCGUCUCCUGCUAAAAAGAAAGCCGGCAAACGAAAGAGGAAGGAUGGAGACGGGGGAGAUACAGAAGCUGACAAAUCCGCAUCACCCACCAAGAAGGCGAGAAAGAAGAAAGGCGUAGAUGGAGAGACUACAGAAGCUGAGCCAUCCACCACCAAGAAAACGAAAACUCCCAAAAAGUCGAAGAAGAAGAAAGGCGUAGAUGGAGAGAUGACGGAGGCUGAGACAUCCACGACGAAGAAAUCGAAGAAGAAGAAAGCUGUAGAUGGAGAGACUACAGAAGCUGAGUCAUCCACCACUAAGAAACCAAGGAAGAAGAAAGCUGUAGAUGGAGAGACCACAGAAGCCGAGACAUCCAAAUCCCCCACCAAGAAGAAGACGAUCAAACGGAAGAAAAAGGGUGCCGAUGGAGAGACUACUGAAGGCGAGACGACCUCCGCUGAGAAGCCGCAAACAAGAAAAAAGAAGACGCAGAUAAAAGAGGAGGAAUCUUCGUCGCCAGAAAUACCGCGCAAAAGAAAGAAGAAGGCUACCGAAGACGGGCAGUCAGUUCCCAAAGCGAAGAGGCCCAAGAAGCAGGCGGCAGCUGAGACCGGUACCGAUGAUGAUACUCCCGGCGAACCGAAACGACGAGUCCUGCGCAAAAGAAAGGUGGUGGAAGUGCAACCCACUGAAAGUGAAAUCGAUGAGUUGGAGAGUGAUUCACCGCCAUCACUACCGAAAAUACGACGCAAGAGGAAACCCAAACUUCCUCCUUUCGACCCCGAUGCAGAUCCGGGGGAAGAACUUGACCCCACUGCAAUCACUAUGGCUGAAUUGUGCGAAGACAAUGGUCAGGGACGAGUCAGCAGUAAGGCGAUGGAGAUACAGCGCAACCAUUUUGCUUGGAAGCAGCAAAGCAAAGACAAGAGAGCUCGAAUGAAGAUGCUCGCCGAGCGCAAGAAAUAUGGGCAGCCAGAGGACGCUGACGAUGAAGAGACAGCGCCAGCGCCGACCGUAACUCCCGCUGCUCCAGUCGAAGUCAACCAACCCGAAGAAAAUGCUGUAGCUGACCCCUCAGAACCUAUUAUCGUUGAUGAAUCUGGCAGCGGGUUCGACUAUUCGAAAGAUCUGACGACUAGCCGUUUCCAUGUACAAGUGCGGAUUGGGCCGAAUGGAGAGACAAUCAUAGACGAGGACUCAUUGGCUGUUGAUCGGACUGAAGAAGUCGACACGACCAACUACGUUCAUGUGGUUGAAUCUGAUAACACCAAGUUCGUCAACUCUGCAUCGUACACCAAGAAGUGUCGAGGAUCACGUUGGAGUGCUGAAGAGACUGAGUUAUUCUUUGAGGCGUUGGCCCAACAUGGCGAAAACUACGAGUUGAUUUCUUUGGUCCUUCCAGGUCGCAGUCGCACAGCGUGCAAAAACAAGUUCAAAGCCGAGGACAAGAAGGACAGUGCACGUAUUAAUCGUUGUCUUGAGAGUAAAACACCAAUUGAUAUGGAUACUCUCGCCCGGCUCACUGGGCGGGAUUUUUCUGGCCCUACUCCCAUCAUUAAGAUGCCUUCGCCGCCACCGGUUCCUGAGAAGGGUGUUGCUGAACCUCCGAUGGAACCUGAGACUCCGGGCACUGUGCGGAAACGUAGUCGUAGUCGCAGUCGACGCCUAUCCGCUUCGGAUGGUGUUGAGAUCAUUGGAGAUGCUGCUUCGUAUGUCGAUAAUGAUUAG